Molecule: messenger RNA, 4206 nt
Organism: Kluyveromyces lactis
Lineage: Eukaryota; Fungi; Ascomycota; Saccharomycetes; Saccharomycetales; Saccharomycetaceae
Product: RNA helicase
Exons: 1
Coding region: 1-4206 (1401 amino acids)
Cellular component (GO): intracellular anatomical structure
Molecular function (GO): ATP binding; protein binding; RNA binding
Source: RefSeq, a predicted model, not a curated record
AUGGCUAAGAAGAAGAAGAAUGUUCCAGUUCAAGAACUACCGACCAAUGAUAAUAAUAAAGGAAAGAAAGGUAGUGGCGGGAAGAAUAAGCGUGAACCAUUAAGCGAGGAGGAGAAGGCAAAGCGAUUACAGUCACGUGCUAAUGUGACUAGCUCGGUUAGUUGGACAGGGAAACUGCCUCACAGUGUGUUACAUGAAUAUUGUCAGAAACAGAAAUGGAAUAAAGUUGAGUAUGAUAUGAAGAAGAUUGGGGAUAAAGGGCUGGUGUCUACAGCGUUGAUAUCUUGUACUGAUCCCAAGACUAAAGAAACUUUGGUUUUGCGGAUGAGUUUGGAAAAAAAGGAAAUUGUUCCUCCACAAAGCACACCCGCUGAGGCCCGUCAUUAUGCGGCUACAGUGGCCUUGCAUAGAAUUGCAUUCAACAGCAAGCUAUAUCUAAUGCUUCCACCAAACCAUAAGAAUCUAUGGUAUGACCUUGAAGAUUUCAGAAAGGCGUUAUUGAAAGAAAACCCGGGAAAAUGUGCUCGGUUAUUUGAUGAGGAUCCGUUCGAAACAAUGGUACGAUUAAGAAAGGAGAAGGAGCAACAGGAGAAGAAGAAAGCUUCUCAGCAGGAGCAAGAUGGCAAGAACAAGAAGACACCAGUAUUCAUCACAAGUAUCAACUCAAAGACGAAAUCAUCUGAAGGCAAUAAGAAAAUACAGCAAAAUGUCACUUAUAGUAAGAUCAAAAAUGUUGAGAGACCCGCAGUGACAUUCCCUAAGAAAGUAUGGGAUAGCGCACCUUUCUUUGAUUUUGAUGAAUCCUCCAGGAGACUGAUAGAAAAUUCAUUAAGAAAGCAUAUUGACUGGGAUAGCAAGUUAUAUACUGGAGGGAUGACAGAUGAACGCGAACUUUUGAAGUCAAAAUUGUUGAAUCUUGGAUUUAGGUCAGUUCAUGUGGAAGAGGCAAUGACAUUCAAGGAUCCAUUGUCUUUUUUGAUCUGUAAUCUCCCUGAAGAUGAUUUACCGCACUUUUUCCAGAGGCGGAAAGAAGAGUCCUUAAACAAGAUAGAAAUUGCAAACCUUCCUCUAAACAAGAGGAACAUGAUAGAUAGCUUGUGUGAACUAGGAAAUUCUAAAGAAGAAACUCAACUCGCUUUGGAAGAGUGUGAUUAUAAUGAAGCAGAGGCCUGCCUAAAGCUUCUACUUGAUAUAUACCCUAUCAAUGUGCCACAAAUUACCAUAAAUGAGGAUGAAGUGAAUGAGACAUGGAAUCAAGAACUAGAAGCGUUAAAAAGCAUUUAUGAGUCUAACUUCGAACAACUCAACGCUAGUUCUUACAAGAUCAAUCUCAACGAUGAGUUCAAAAUCAAACUGAAGGUCUACAAGACAAAGUCCUACCCACAAACUCUUCCUGGUAUUGUCGUGUCCACAUUCGACAAAUCAUACAAGCUUCCAAAUUACAUAAAGCUAACAAUUCUAGAAAAGCUUUUACAUUUUCUUGAAGAGUCUCAACUAAUUGGUGACAUGUGCGUUUACCAUAUUGUCGAUUGGCUCCAGCAAAAUUUAUCUGAGAUUAUCGAAAAUCCUGGUCCGUUACUAACAAAAGAACGCAUUGAAAUCACUUCUAAUAAUUUGAUCAAAAGCACUAAUAAAAAAAGAAGAUUCAAUGCCAGAACCUCUAAAUUGUCGAAUCAAGAGGUUUCAGAGUUGGAAGAUGAAUAUAGAAAGAGGCAGAAAAGUAAUGAAUUCCAUACUAUGAGGGAACAGCGCUCAAAGCUACCGGCUUGGAAAAUACAGAAUUCUAUCGUAGAGCUUAUAAAUUCUAAUGAUGUUGUUCUUAUUACAGGUGAAACUGGUUCGGGUAAAUCAACACAGGUCGUUCAAUUUGUCCUUGAUAAUUUAAUGCAACAUGGCGAUUUGAACAAGACGUCCAUAAUCUGCACACAGCCAAGAAGGAUAUCUGCAAUUGGUCUAGCGGAGCGUGUAUCACAGGAACGGUGUGUCAAAUGUGGUGAUGAAGUAGGGUAUAUUAUUAGAGGUGUUAAUCUGACAAAAAGUGCUACCAGAAUUAAAUUCAUGACAACUGGUGUUCUUGUUCGUAUUCUACAAGGAGAUGUCACUUUCUUGAAUGACUGCGUGGUUGUUAUCGAUGAAGUUCACGAAAGGUCCAUAGAUACAGAUUUAAUAAUUAUCCUAUUGAAGAAUUUAUUGAAGAAAGUCAAAGGAAUGAAAUUAAUUCUUAUGAGUGCCACUGUAAAUGUUGAUGUUUUCAAGGCGUUCUUCAAAAAUUUAAAAUCAAUUCACAUUGAAGGACGUACUUUCCCGAUUCAAGAUUAUUUCUUAGAUGAUGUACUAAAAGAGACAAACUUCAAGAUUCGCAGAGAGCAAAUGAACUAUAGUGCAGAGACUAACGAAGAGGACAUGUAUUUAACACCUACUGCAAAUUCGAAGUUUUUCACCUCUGGCCAAAUCAACUACGAUCUAAUUGCUGAAACCGUAUUUCACGUACAUAACAAGCUUUUACGCGAAAGUAACGAUGGAUCUUUGAUUGUUUUUCUUCCUGGUGUUGGAGAAGUGAACCGCUGCUGCAAAACUUUGAGCAAAGCUGAUUCUGACUCCUUGUUCGAGAUUUUACCAUUGCAUUCCGCUUUAACUCCUGAUGAUCAAAAGAGAGUCUUCAAAAAAUUCAAAUCCAGAAGAAAGAUAAUAAUUUCAACUAACAUUGCUGAAACUUCCAUCACUGUUGAUGACUGUGUUGCUACCAUUGACACCGGUCGUGUUAAAACAUUAAAUUACGAUCCUUCCAGUAAUACCUCCAAGUUGGUAGAAUCUUUUGUUUCUAAAGCUGAAGCUAAACAAAGAAGAGGUCGUGCGGGUAGAGUUAGAAGCGGAUAUUCUUAUAAAUUAUAUUCGAAGAAGGUUUAUGAGUCGAUGGCUGAGUUACCUGUGCCUGAAAUCAAAAGGGUGACUUUAGAAUCUUUGUAUUUAUCAGUAAGAUCCAUGGGCAUAAAAAACGUUACUAAGUUUUUACAGCAAGGCCUAGACCCGCCGCCUUUAUCCUCGUUGGAAAAAGCAGAGCAAAUAUUAACUACGACAGGACUAAUUGAUGAAACAGACAACACGUUAACACAGCUAGGUAAGUUUGUGAGCUUGCUACCUGUCAUGGAUAGCAAACAUGGUAAACUAUUGAUUUUUUCUAUCCUGUUUGGUUGCACCGACAUAGGUGUGUUAAUUGCCUCACUAUUAAGCGUUGGAACCUCUAUAUUUAUCAAUGAGUAUGAAAAUAGAGUCGCAAUCAGGGAAAUACUUGUUGAGAAUGAAAAUCUAGGUGAUGUUUUAGCAGUCGUUCUCUUGCUUAAUAAAUAUAUCAACCUUGAAGGCGCCAGUAAACGUAAAUUUUUGAAAGAUCAUCUUUUAUCUUACAAUAAGGUUACUGAAAUUAUGUCUUCAAGGACACAGUUUUACUCCAACUUGAAGGAUAUAGGUUUUUUACCAUUCGAUUAUAAGCCUGGUAAUACCUCAUCUGAAUUCCUUAACCGCAAUGCCGGCAAUUUCGAAAUAUUGAAGUGCGUCAUCUCUGGUUCAUUUUACCCAAGUAUUGCUAGAGUACAAUUACCAGAAAUUAAAUUCGUUGCAACUGGUGUUGGUGCAGUUGAGAAAGACCAAGAUGCUAAACUAACAAAAUACUGGAUUAGAAACGAAGAAUUUAUUGAUCAACUAUAUCAAAAGCAGGGGGGCCAAGAAACCAACUUACUUCCAGCAAGUAGGGCAUUUGUACACCCAUCAUCUUUGUUGUUUUCAGCAAGUAAUUCUGUACCGGCAGAAGCACAAAGCAUUGAAUCAAUUGAUGACAUUUCGUCCAAGAAGAAGAGCAAAUCCAAAAAUUCUUUAAAGGCUCCAUUCGUGGUAUAUAAUGGCAAAAGAGAUACAGGAAAGUUGUAUCUCACUGGUAUAACUCCUACUUCUGCAAUUGCUGUCUUACUUUUCGGUGGGUCUUUAUCAUACAAUCUUAACAGUUCUCUUAACUCACCAAAUGUUGUUGUAGAUAAUUGGUCUCCGAUUCGUAUCUGGUGCAAAAAUGGUGUUCUAAUCAAAGAAUUAAGGUCACUUGUAGAUGAAGUCAUUAAAGAAAAACUUGAGAACCCACAUUACGUCAAGGCGGACUAUUCUACCAAGGGCGAUGACGUUCUCAAAAUUGUGGAGCAGAUUGUCAAGUCGAAAUAG